UUUUUAAUAGGGUAGAUGGGAGUUAAAUAUUGGUUCUACAGUAAAAAAAUAUUAUGUCAUGUAUUCCUUGUUGUGUUCCAGGAAUUAAAUGCACAACUUGCAGCAGAAAAACUUGCAGAGAGAUUACAUAUCAAGAUGGAAGAGUAUAAUCCAGAAGGGACAGAUAUGAGUUACCGUGUGACUAAAGGGAAUGGUUAUACUGAUGAUAUAGACAGUGAUGAUGACAUUGAUGAAGACGUUGAAAAUGCCAGUUAUUCCAAGACGUUGGUUCCCUCUGAUACAGAGGAUUGAUGGAAUUUGCCGUGUUUAAUGUGAACUAACUAAUGCAUGUUAUCAUGUGACCUGUGACUAGGAGAAAUAAUAAACGUUUUAUUCUCAGGAAGUUUACACAAGUGGUUACAGUACAGCUUUGGUAGACAAAUUUCGAAACAUAUGUUAGGUUGAAACACGAGUCUGUGACAACUGAAAAGUGUCACCAUUGUGGUUACAUAAUUUUUAUGACUAAUUGAUCAAGAAAUUUAUUCAGAGUUUUUUAAAAAAAAGUGCAAUAUGAUUGAACAAUAUAAGAGGUUUGAGUUCUGAGUAAGUGAUGAAGAUGAAUUUUGUAAAAUUGUGUUUUCUUUUUAAAUUCUUAAACUCCUUACUGUUCAUCCCACAGUAAGACUUCACAGGGAAUUUAACUCCUGUAGAACAGUACCUCUCCGCAACAACCAAAAUCUGUGCCUCUUUAAGGGUGUUGCACUGUAAAGUGAAAUGUUUUUCGUUUGCAGAUUUAUUUUUGAUAACAAAUAAAAAAUUUGAAUUGUUUUUAAAAUUAAAGAAUAUAAGUUA
This is a messenger RNA of Ruditapes philippinarum (Manila clam), 831 nucleotides long. RefSeq names its product DNA-directed RNA polymerase II subunit GRINL1A-like. NCBI's taxonomy places the organism in Eukaryota, Metazoa, Mollusca, Bivalvia, Venerida, Veneridae. The coding region runs from base 16 to 291 and encodes 91 amino acids. The transcript has 2 exons. The record is from RefSeq and is a predicted model, not a curated record.